Notolabrus celidotus (New Zealand spotty) is the source of this 6964-nucleotide messenger RNA. RefSeq names its product glutamate decarboxylase 2 (gene gad2). Gene Ontology annotation, cellular component: cytoplasm. The transcript has 16 exons. Gene Ontology annotation, molecular function: pyridoxal phosphate binding; glutamate decarboxylase activity. The record is from RefSeq and is a predicted model, not a curated record. NCBI's taxonomy places the organism in Eukaryota, Metazoa, Chordata, Actinopteri, Labriformes, Labridae. The coding region runs from base 512 to 2275 and encodes 587 amino acids. Gene Ontology annotation, biological process: GABA shunt.
AAAUUUAGGUUAGAUGCAAUUAGGCAUGGCUCGCGUGCUGCAUAUUUACCCGCAGUUGUGGUAUAUAGCUGCUCAUUGAAACCACUUUUUCUGCUAUCUGCGGCUCAUUUAGGCUUUGCUUUUAAUUAUUUUAAGGAAAUUUCGCUCCUUUUUGCGCAUGAACUUGCACUACAUUUCUCUCUGGAGUGAGGAGCGUGGCUUUGCGUGUGCGUGAGUGAGCCAGUGAAGUCAAGAAUUUGCGGAUUUUUUUUCCUGAUUUCUGCCUCGUGCUGCUUGUGGACACCUUGCAGACAGAGCACCUUGGGACGCAUUGUGUUAUUUAUUUUUCCUCCCCCUUAUACAUUUCAUCUCUUGGAGGCAUUCCUGCAUGCACAAAGCGCGUGUCGGAUGCACGGCUGGGUUUCCAGAGGUCUGCUCUGCUUCAGCACCACAUCAGCUUUAAACAGCUCCGGGUCGUCGCGUGCUGUGGAUGGGCUCUGUCGUCUCGUGCAGCUCCUAACUACAGGCAACGAUGGCAUCACCAGGGUUCUGGUCUCUUGGUGGAGAUAAUGCGGGGACCAACACCAACCCAGGCAACCAGAGCCCCAGUACAACCAGGGCUUGGUGCCAGGCAGCGGCCCAGAAAUUUCCAGGAGGACUUGGAUCGAAAUUAUGUGCGCUGCUGAAUGUCGGGGAGCUGGAGAAACCCGGCGAGCCGACCGAGAAGCAGCCGCCUCAGACAGAGACAGGCGGAACAUGCGGCUGCAACAAAUCCUGCAACUGCAGCAAAGCUGGUGUGGGCUUCUCUGAUCUCUAUUCAACAGACCUGUUACCCGCCAUGGACGGGGACGCCAAAACAAUGACCUUCCUGCAGGAAGUCGUGGAUAUUUUACUCGCCUACAUUGUGGAGUCUUUCGACCGGGAAACGAAAGUGAUUGAUUUUCAUUACCCGAACGAGCUGCUUCAGCUCAACAACUGGGAGCUGCAGCACGAGCCCGCCACCUUGGACGAUAUCUUGAUCAGCUGUCGCGCGACGCUGAAAUACGCCAUUAAAACAGCCCACCCCAGGUACUUCAAUCAGCUCUCUACAGGAUUAGACAUGGUCGGACUGGCAGCCGAUUGGCUAACAUCAACCGCAAACACCAACAUGUUCACCUAUGAAGUGGCCCCCGUCUUUGUGCUGCUGGAAUACGUCACUCUGAAGAAGAUGAGGGAGAUUAUUGGCUGGCAGGACGGGCGAGGAGACGGCAUUUUCUCUCCUGGUGGUGCUAUUUCCAACAUGUACGCCAUGCUGCUGGCUCGCUUCAAGAUGUUCCCUGAAGUGAAGGAGAAAGGAAUGUCAUCUGUUCCCAGACUGGUGGCCUUCACAUCUGAACAUAGCCACUUCUCAAUCAAGAAAGGGGCAGCAGCUCUUGGCAUCGGGACAGAGAGUGUGAUCUGCAUCAAAGCAGAUGAAAGCGGUAAAAUGAUCCCAGCUGACCUUGAGAGGAGAAUACAGGAGGCCAAACAGAAGGGUUUCGUCCCUUUCUUUGUGAGUGCCACUGCUGGAACAACCGUGUACGGAGCCUUUGACCCUCUUAUUGCCAUCUCUGACAUCUGCAAAAAGUACAACGUCUGGAUGCACGUGGAUGGUGCGUGGGGAGGAAGUCUGCUCAUGUCCAGGAGACACAGGUGGAAGCUGGACGGGGUUGACAGAGCCAACUCAGUGACAUGGAACCCACACAAGAUGAUGUCCGUCCCUCUUCAGUGUUCGGCCCUGCUGGUCAGAGAGGAGGGUCUUAUGCAGAACUGCAACCAGAUGCACGCCUGCUACCUGUUCCAGCAGGACAAACACUACGACCUGUCCUACGACACCGGAGACAAAGCGCUGCAGUGUGGACGCCACGUGGACAUCUUCAAACUGUGGCUGAUGUGGAGAGCCAAGGGCACCAUCGGGUUUGAGGCUCAGAUUGACAAGUGUUUGGAGCUCUCAGAGUAUCUCUACAACAAGAUCAAAGACCGAGAAGGAUACGAGAUGGUCUUUGAUGGAAAACCUCAGCACACCAACGUCUGCUUCUGGUACCUCCCUCCUGGGAUCCGCUACAUGGAGGACAAAGAGGAGAAAAAGAAACACUUGCACAAGGUGGCUCCGGUGAUAAAAGCCAGGAUGAUGGAGUACGGGACGACCAUGGUCGGCUACCAGCCACAAGGGGACAAGGUCAACUUUUUCCGCAUGGUGAUCUCAAAUCCCGCUGCUACCUUCGAGGACAUCGAUUUUCUUAUUGAGGAGAUUGAACGACUCGGCCAGGAUCUAUAAGACUCAUCUCACCAAAUCCUCCCGUACUUUUCCCCUUGACGGAUGAAUUGUUUGUCGUGAAUGUACCGGUAAACUUUUUCUUUUCUCUCUCUUUCCUCCAAAGUCACAUAUUUAAGAGUAUAUUUGAGAAAAAAAGAUAUAUCCAUAUAUUAUGUAUUGUAGCUUUGCUGUGGGCUGAAUUGGUCCAAAGCUAUGUAAAAGUGCUUCUGUCUGCCUUUCCUAUAGUGUAGUAUAUCUGAGAGUAGUGUAAGUGAUGUAACUUUAUAUGUACUUUUUGUGAUAUGAAACGCUUGUGCAAUAGGUCGAUGAGGAAGAGUUUAUUUUUGAAUCAUUUCUCAUUUGCCGAGUAUGUCGUUAAGUGCCAAACGUGGUUGUGUUUUCUCGUAACUUUACAUUUUAAACUUCUGGUUUAAAAACAAAAAAAGCACUUCACCUUACCUCAGCUUAAUCAACUGCCUUUACAUCCACACAUAGUCCUUCAAGCAGUGAUUUCAGACCCCUCGACUGGUGAUGUAUAAUGGUACCGGCACAUUCAGUAAGCGUCCCAUUUCCCAGUUGAGGCCAGAAAAUGUACAAAAACACCAACAAAGUGAUUCCCAUCAAAUUUACACCACGGCAACGUCAAUUCAAAGCAUUUAACUCGCAUGUAUCAUGCAGCACGUCGGCCUUUUACAGUUUGCUCUGCAGCUUAGGAUGCUAAUUUAGUAUUGUUGCUCAUGAACACUUUCUACUCUUUUUACACACACUUCUUUUGAGAGUGUUUAAAGUGGUAAAGCUUGUUAAACCCAUUUUGUUUGAUGUCACCAGCUACACGCACAUAUCAAAAUGGGCACCAUUUCCAACCAGACUGUAUAUUUAGCCAUGCUGAGUCGCUUUCAUGCUGUAAUUAUGAACAUGUGAAUAACUAACACAUUCUGAGGUGAGCAAAGUUAUAAUCCUUAUGAUUACUUAGUUUCAAACACAAGUUAAAUAUUUUAGUACAACUAAUGGAUCAAAUUCAAACAAAUACAAAGUAUGAAUUAGCUUUUUAACCUCUUCUUAUUUUGUGAAAGUGGAGUGUUGGAGGCGGAGCUUGGUCACUAAAUGGGCAAAGUGGGCAGCUGCCACUGUCACCUGGUCCAAGACCCCAAUCGGCCGCCAAAGCCAUUUCUACACUGAAGCAGUUCACAGUUCAAAAUGAGCUUUAUUAAAGAGAGAAAGGAGAAUCCCCAGUUUAUAUCUUCCAAAGGUUACUUCAAGCCUAGUUCCAAACUUCUAUGGUCCAGGUUUGUAUUGACCUGGAGUUUUACCCACUUAAAGCACCACAAACAGACAAAUACAUGUUCUAGCAUGGGACUGGUUGCACUGGACCAAUAUGAACUCGUAGGCAACAGGGUAUAUUUGCAUCACAACGAAAGCACAGUAUCAAAUUCUCAUCUCUAAUGCAGCCUUAACAGAUAGUUGCUUUAUGACCCAAAGGCAGAACAAUGCAAAACCAAAUAUUGCCACGAUCCCUCCACAGCUAGCAAUGCACAAAUGCUAAAUAUAUAAUGACAUUAUCUGCCAAUAAUAAAACCCACAGGUGUCCUUAAAUCAACCAGAACAUGAAUCUUAAGGAUUAUAACUUCAAAGAUGAAAAACCUCUCAUCUACAAAACUUACAAUAAGAGACUCUGUCUGCGGUUUUGAUGAGCACUUAGUGAGAGAUCAAAGAUCUUAAGGGACUGAGGGAGGGGCAAUAAUCAUAGACUGUAUCAAAGAAAUGGACGUAGCCAAUGUGAUGUGGUCCGCCAAUUUGUGGAGCAUCAAGUUUGGCAUUUUUACCAGAUGCCAUUGUGGUUUGGGAGGCAGAAAUGACCAUAUUUGGAUGAAAGGUGGAUUUCCUGAUUGAGAGGUUGCCUUGGUAGUAACUUGUCAAUCACAUUUAGCCACGCCUUCAAACCCACGCACUAUUGACCUCAAAAUGAGACCACAUCAUUUGCAUGAAUGCAUUUGGACAAUUAUUACUGAUAUUGUAAAUUAAGAGAGCAGAAGUCUAAUUUCCUAUUGAUCUAAAUAUAAUUGUGCUUCCUGUUCCAGCUAGUGAAGACGCCCCCUGUUGGUCGUUUGAAAUAAUGCAUGUUCAAGGCUUCUCUUUUCAGAAGCAAGGCUACAUCCACUUCUUUUAUACAAUCUGUGUAAUGAUGUUGUUUCGUCUUGAAACAGGAACAUGUACAACUACUGUAUACCUGACAUCACUUGCACUAAAUCAUUGGGGAGGAAGAGUGCCCCCUACAGCAUUGCAGUUGAGAUUUUGUCUUUAGUCAUUCACAAGCAAUACUUCAGUAUGGGUCCAAUCUAUAUAUAAAUAUAUACAUAUAUAUAAAUACAUACCCUGCAAAAUAUCUAAACAAACAGUGAGUUCAUGUGUACAAUAUUUAAAAGAUAAUCAAGUUUCCUACUUCGCUCAGUAGUUAGCAUAAACCUAAAAAUCAUGCUUAUUGUAGGCAGGUUAGUCGUUGGAUGUGAACCCUGAUCGAACACGCAGUGGUUCUGUAGCAUUCCCAUUAGAACACGUUAGAAAAGCACAAUCCGGUCGCUCAGUGUACAAUCACUUUUGAUCAUAGACUGUAAAUAGUAUUUCAAGAUGUCCUAAGUACAUAUCUUUGUGUAUACAUAAAUGUAUAUAAGACAUAUAACCAGAGACUAUUUGUGAGGUAAAGUUAUUCAUAUUUUCUCUAUCUCUAAUAUAGAUUACUUGUAUUUUCAUCUUGUUUGUCCAGAAGGCUUUUUUCCUGUGUGUGUGUGUGUGUGUGUAUGUCAGAUACUUGACCUGGUUUGUGACUCUUCUUGCUAUUACAAAGAAAACGUGUUUCAGGGAGUGGCUUUAAAGAAAACAGAAAGAUUUCACCUUGAGGUUCUUACGAGGUCUUGGGAUUUAAAACGAAUAUGCAAAGCCAUUCUGAGUCUGAAGCACUCUGUUUUUCGUGCACAAGUGAUACUUGACGGUAUGUGCCAAUGUGUACCUUAGUGUGUUUGUAACUGUGUUGCCUUAGUAUAAAUUUGCCCGUAUUGUCUAGUUUUCCUCCGAGCGGGGAGGUUGUGCACUUUAGAGUUGACCUAAUAACGUGCAAUGUCCAAUGGUUGUUCAUAAGUUGAUGUUAAGAAAAAAUACUCUGAAAUGUAACUUAAGCUCUUCGGUCUGAAUGUGAAUGAAUCGAGGGUCGCUUUUAAAAUGUUAGGUGUUUCAGUUUUUGAUGAUUGUAGAUAUUUUAAAGCUCACAACUAUUGCUUGUAUUUAAAGAUGAACAACACGCUGACAACUCCUCCUGUUGCACAAAAGUGAAGCCAAAAUACACCCCCGUUAUGAGCUGUGCUGGUGACUUAAUUUCGAUGCAGGACUUGCACGGCAGGGAUUGGCUGGUGGAGCCUUUGUAUUGACUUGUCAGCCAAAAUACACCAUGAAUGAAGAAAUGAACAAUUGGACAUAAAUCAGCACAAGAAAUUUCUAUAAUGUUCAUAAUUACUUGACAAUCUGUACUCCUGCCAGUCACCAGGGGGAGCUCUUAAUGUUUUGUCUUCACUUCAGGGGAGCUGUCCUGACUUUGUCCAUCUCUUUUAUACAGGUUUUGGUCCAAACAGAGAUUAUUAGCUUUAUAAUUUAUAUACUUAUAGAUUUAUUGAUCUGAAUCCUGUCCUUGUCAAUUUGGGGUCCACACCAUAACACAGACAACAUCCAGUUCAUCACAGCAACAGACGAGCCUCACUGUGGUAGUCUCAGAAAGACAACAUGUUAACCUUCUUGCUGCUGCUGCUGCUGCUGCUAGACUCGCUUCCUUUGCACGUGCAUGCGAUGCCUUGCCUAUCCAGCUUGUGUGACCGUCUCCUAUAUACCUAUUUCUAUCUAUAAAUAUAUAUAUAUAUAUAUACAUACAUAUAUCCAGUACGUGUAGCUUUGUAAUUAGCCUGUCUGAUGUAUAGCCUAUAGCCUGUAGAUUAGUGCACUGUCGCUCUAGCCUUUACAUGUGAUCUCUGUGUCUUGGGCUUCCUGUAAAGUUCUCUCCGUGCCGCCAGCAUGCUAACCUCGCCUAGCAUUGUAAUCCUCUUCGCGCUUGAUCUGACUAUCUCUAUCCUCCGUCUUUCUCUUCUGCUUGAAGACUGUCGCAGCUCCGAACGUAGCCUAUUAUAUCUCUAUGUGUAGUCCCUCAGCAUGUCUCUAUGGAAGCUUUUCUCUGCUCUGCGCCUGUACGACCUUUUCUAUCUUUCUCUUCUGCUUUUCGCCCUCUGGUAGCAGUGACGACGUAUCCUCGCAGCGCUUCUCUCUCUCUCUUGGCUACCCUGCUGUGGUUCUGUUUGUGUGUCUGAGACGGCGUGUUGUCGUGUCAUGGUGCCAAAAUGUCACCUUUGUUAUUUUUAAGACCCUUGACUUUAUGGAAGAAACAGAAUGAACAGGACUUAGAUUUGAUUGUCCAAAAACUUGUUUAAUACAAGUGUUGUUAGCCUUUAACACAGAUGUUCAGAUAAAAAAAUACACCCUGGUUUCUUGCUUACAGGAAUUAUUGUUUGAUUAUGAGAACAGUUGAAUCACUUGUACUCAGAGUGCGGUAAAUUUCACUGAAUAUGGUGCGAUUUUGAAUCAUAUAUUCUGCAAACUGCUGUGCUAGCUUCUCUGAAACAUUCAUUUGUCCUGAACUAUAUGUUACUGUUGGGAAAUAGAAAUAAAUAUUGUCAA